Molecule: messenger RNA, 2645 nt
Organism: Medicago truncatula (barrel medic)
Lineage: Eukaryota; Viridiplantae; Streptophyta; Magnoliopsida; Fabales; Fabaceae
Product: kinesin-like protein KIN-14S
Exons: 12
Coding region: 147-2336 (729 amino acids)
Biological process (GO): microtubule-based movement
Cellular component (GO): microtubule cytoskeleton
Molecular function (GO): microtubule motor activity; ATP binding; microtubule binding
Source: RefSeq, a predicted model, not a curated record
AAAACAAAAAUUAGCCGUUGAAAUAAUAGAGGUGCAUUUCUUUGGUCCUCCGAUCUGAAAAUUCAAAAACCUCUUCAACCGCCAUUUUAUCAAUCCAAACCAAACUCUUUCCUUCUUUCGUUGAAUCAUCAAUCGAGCUCCAACCCAUGGAAGAAGAUCGAGUAAUUGAUAUGCUUACUGAAAAGUUCAAUCGCUUUGUCAUUCACUGCAAUUUCAACUCUGCACCAGAGCAAUUGAACGAAACCUCUGACAGCAUGGAUGAGAAUACUAUGUCAACUCAGGACGGUCAUACACUCCCAGUAUUGAAGAAAAUUCUUGACCUAAGUUCCAAAGCUCAGAAUUUGAAGAAACAGCAUGUAGCCCUUAGCGAACAAGUGAAACUUGCAUUUGAGUCCUUUCCUGGUCUAGAUUUUUUAAAGUCUGUUCAGCUUAUAGGUGAUGAAUAUGAAAUUUUAAAAAGAAAGUACCUAGAGGUGUCCUUGGAGCGAAGGAGGCUUAACAAUGAAGUGAUUGAACUCAAGGGAAAUAUCAGAGUUUUCUGUAGAUGCAGACCAUUAAAUGAAAAUGAAAUUGCAAAUGGAUCGGCAGUAUCUGUUGUCAAUUUUGAGUCAAAUUCUGAGGAGCUUCAAGUUGUUUGUUCCGAUUCUUCUAAAAAGCAAUUUAAAUUUGAUCAUGUAUUCAAACCUGAAGAUAAUCAAGAGGCUGUUUUUGCACAGACAAAACCUAUUGUUGCAUCAGUACUAGAUGGCCACAAUGUUUGCAUUUUUGCAUAUGGGCAAACCGGAACUGGUAAGACUUUCACCAUGGAAGGAACACCAGAGCAUAGGGGAGUUAACUAUAGAACUCUUGAGGAAUUAUUUCGGGUUUCUGAAGAGAGACAAGGCACAAUAAAAUAUGAACUGCUUGUUAGUAUGUUGGAGGUUUACAAUGAAAAGAUAAAAGAUCUCUUGGCCGGAAAUUCUUCUGAAGCCACUAAGAAGUUGGAGGUCAAGCAAGCUGCAGAUGGAACCCAAGAAGUCCCAGGACUUGUUGAAACACAUGUUUAUGGAGCAGAUGGUGUUUGGGAAAUUCUGAAGUCUGGAAACAGAGUCAGAUCAGUUGGUUCCACAAGUGCUAACGAGCUUAGCAGUCGUUCUCAUUGUUUGGUGCGGGUAACUGUUAUGGGGGAAAAUUUAAUCAAUGGCCAGAGAACAAAAAGUCACCUUUGGUUAGUUGACUUAGCUGGCAGUGAGCGUGUAGGGAAAACUGAAGCUGAAGGAGAAAGGCUGAAGGAAUCUCAGUUCAUAAAUAAGUCUCUAUCAUCACUUGGUGAUGUUAUUGCAGCCCUUGCUUCCAAAUCAGCCCACAUACCUUACAGGAACUCAAAGCUCACUCAUAUACUUCAGAGCUCGUUAGGAGGUGAUUGCAAAACUCUAAUGUUUGUCCAAAUAAGUCCUAGUUCAGUAGACUUAACAGAGACACUUUGUUCCCUAAAUUUUGCUACGCGUGUUCGAGGAAUUGAGAGCGGUCCAGCCCGAAAGCAAGUAGACCUCACUGAGCUCUUGAAGUACAAGCAAAUGGCUGAAAAGUCCAAACACGAUGAAAAGGAAGCCAGGAAAUUACAAGAUAACUUGCAGUCCGUACAAAUGAGACUAGCCACGAGAGAAUUCAUGUGCCGAAAUCUUCAAGACAAGGUUCGGGAUCUCGAGAACCAGAUUGUGGAGGAGAGAAAAACCAGAUUAAAGCAAGAAAGUCGAUCACUUGUUGCCGAGAAAACAAUAAAGAGGACAUUACUGAUUCCUUUGGAAAGACCUCCACUGAGAAGAAUUAAUGAUUCCUUGCCUCCACCACCCGAGAGAAGGCCCUCCUCAUGCAGCUCUUCGUUACAGGGAAAGGAAAACAAUGUCAGAACGAAUUUAAUGACUACAAGAAGAAGAGUAUCCAUUGCUGCAAGACCACCGGCUGCACCUUCGCAAGCACAGCCUCUUCAGCCUAGGAGGCGAGUUUCCCUGGCAACACUCAAACCCGAAACAACUUCUUCUCAAUUGACCAAUGGAAGCAACGACCACCAACCGAUGGUAAGGAACCAAAGAAAAGCUCGGUAUUCAAGGUUGUUCGCCCCAUUAACAACAUCAGCAAUUGAGACAACCCCAACUUUGGAUAAGAGCAGCAGCAGUAGGUUUGAUGGCAGUCCAACACAGGCGGCAGAUUCGCGGAUGAUGGCUAGGCAUCCACACCCAGCUGUGAUUGCACUGCAACGCAAAUCUUUGGUAUGGAGUCCUCUCAAACGGAGAGGUAUCGAAAGUAGUAGAAAGGCAUCAUUCUUGCCAUCUCGGCCUUCCACCCAAAUGCGAUGAUCUUUGUUUUCUCAAACAAUGACAUAGGCUUGUAGUGUUUUGUUUUCUCAAACAGAGAGGUAUCGAAAGUAGCAGAAAGUCAUCACUCUUGCCAUCUCGGCCUUCCACCCAAAUGCGAUGAUCUUUGUUUUCUCAAACAAUGAUAUAGGCUUGUAGUGUCUGGAAGUCUUUGUUUUCUCAAACAAUGACCUACAUACUUGUAGUGUUUGAAAAUCCUUGUUUUCUCAAACACAAUGGCACAUGCACUUUUAGUGUUUCGAACUAAACUGAUUCCUAACGACUUAAUGAAAACAAGUUGAGUUUUGAAAA